Molecule: messenger RNA, 1374 nt
Organism: Plasmodium malariae
Lineage: Eukaryota; Apicomplexa; Aconoidasida; Haemosporida; Plasmodiidae
Product: citrate synthase-like protein, putative
Exons: 2
Coding region: 1-1374 (457 amino acids)
Biological process (GO): tricarboxylic acid cycle; carbohydrate metabolic process
Cellular component (GO): mitochondrial matrix
Source: RefSeq, a predicted model, not a curated record
AUGAAUAACAUAAAAAGAAAAUUUACUUUUUUACAUGUGAAAAAUUUUGCUUUUUUAAAAAAUAUUUUUUUUUUUGAAAAAAGGUAUUUUUGUAAUAAUAAUAAAAGAGAGAAAAUAAAAGGAUGGUGCGAGCAAACGCUUCCUCAUAUUUUGCUAGAAACGGAAAUUUUCUUUGAGCUCAAAGGUAUUUUUUACAGAGGAUUGAACAUACAUGAGUUGUGUGAAUAUGCUACGUUCGACGAAAUAAUUUUUCUUUUUCUAUAUAAAAGAUUGCCAACAUCAAAGGAAUUAUAUGAAAGGAAAUGUUAUUUUGAAAAUGCUUUUCACUCUUAUGAAGAGAAAAAAGUAUGUAAAAUAAUGGAAAAUUUACAAUGCUCUAACCCUCUUGAAUUAAUAAGAGUAUGUCUACUUAUAUUAUCUUUACAAAAUGAAUAUAACAAUGAUAUAAAUUUGGGCUAUUAUGAAAUUUUAGCAUACUCUUUAAAAUUAAUAUACUUGUUUAAUUCUAAAAAAUGGACUUCUUCAAAUAUUUCUAAUAUAAAAGUUGAGAGCUUGUGUUCUUUUAUUAUUGAAAAUUUCGCAAAUAAUGAGAAAGGGAUUUCAAAAAAUGGCACAGAAAAAGAUGCAUACGAUAAAGAAAAGGGGAAGAUGAAAAGUGGACAGAGAGAGAUUAAGCACGUGAAAAAAACUUCAUUAGAGUUAUACGACUCAAUGAAAAAGGAAAAAACAAAAGUUCUUACCAUUUUGUUAAUGCUGAUAUGUGAAAAUGGCAUUAAUGAAAAAACUUUUUUAUUAAGAAUGCUAUAUAAUGUGAGCAAAGAUAACCACUUUAAUAUAUUUCUAUACGCUGUUACAUUUUACAUAGACACUUUUAAAAAAAUAGAUUUACACACAGCAUUUCGUUCCUUGUUGAGUGUAAAGUUACCCUCUAAGGAUAAAGCAGAGUACGAAAAGGAUAAGAUUUUAUCGCAGAUUAGUAACAUGAAUUUAUUUUUUUAUAAUAAUAAAUUUUUUUUUAAAAAAAAUGCAAUUUUAAAAAAAUAUUUAGAAAAUUAUUGUAGGAUGACUUCUCAGGCUAAUGUAGAUAUAUUAACUCAUUUUAUAGAUAUUGAAAACUUUUUUUUAAAAAAUAAAAAAAAAUAUGCAUCUAGCUAUUAUUAUACUCUUCUAACAUUCCACCUACUAGACAUCUCACUAGAAUACUUACCACCGCUCUAUUUUCUUGCAAGACUAUUAAGCUUCACAGCACAUAUAAACGAACAAACGGAAAAUAAUAAAAUAGUGAAAUACUCUGGCGUGUAUAUAGGAAACACUCCUAUAAAAUACGUGGAUGCAAGUAAUGCAAAGGAACUAGGAGAUCCUACUGCAUCAUAG